Molecule: messenger RNA, 705 nt
Organism: Ilyonectria robusta
Lineage: Eukaryota; Fungi; Ascomycota; Sordariomycetes; Hypocreales; Nectriaceae
Exons: 1
Coding region: 1-705 (234 amino acids)
Source: RefSeq, a predicted model, not a curated record
AUGAUUCCUUCCGUUGUUCUGGCCAUGUUCGGCCUCAUCUCUGUUUCCAACGCCGCCAUCGCCUCAGGCCCCCUCUCCGCUGACGAUAUAAUCGUCCUGGGCAACGACGGCACCUCUCGGAUCAUGAAGGCUGCUGACUUUCAUGCACUUGAGACCAGAGGAGCUGCACCUCGGACCUCUGGUGUCCAACAAAUCUCAAACCCAGUUCUUCAUCGCCGUGGCUGUGAGAAGAGUACCGAGGUCCAAAUCCUAUCAGACGAACAAUUUCUCAAUUGGGACAUUGCAAUCUCUCCAGUCAUCAGCAGCGUGGGUGGCAAAGGCAGCGUUACUGUAUCCUCAGGCUAUGAGAUCUCCAACUCGGUAUCCGUUGGUAGCGAAAUUAGCGUCAGCGCUGCAAAAGAAAUUCUUGGCUUGUCGCUCUCAGUCGAAGUAUCUGAGUCCUGGACUACCUCUCAAGAACAAUCGUUGACUUUCGAGGUCCCCGAUGGUCAUCACGGUGUUAUUGUCAGCGAGCCCUACGUGCGCCGUGUGCAGGGAAAUGUUCUCGAUGGCUGCACUGACAGCUGGGAGAAGUCAAGUUUUGUCAGCGAUAGCUACGAAAGUCAGAAUUACGGAAAUCUCAACUGGGUAAAGGGGGUUAUUCGUCUGUGCAGCAGCGAGACAUACCCGAUUCCCUACUGCAUUGGCGAGGGUAGCCACAAGUAA